AAACGUCAGUCUUCCACACGUGUUUUUGUUUACCGGUGAAGAGUCGCGGUUCUUCACGCGUUUUUCGGAAUUUUGCCAAUUUUCGCUAAAUUUUCAUGGAAAAAAGUGUUAGAAAUAUCUGAAAAAGUCUCGGUUGCAGUUUAAUUAGUGAUAGACGCCAUGGACACGGAAGAUCCGAACGUUCUUCCCGGGUUUUCCAUCGAAAAUGCCGACCUGGACUUCGACGACGACGACGAUGUGAUCGGGAAGAAGGGUAAGAAGAAGAAGGGAGGCGGAUUCCAGGCCAUGGGCCUUAGCAUGCCGAUCCUGAAGGCCAUCCUGAAGAUGGGCUAUAAGGUUCCUACGCCCAUUCAGCGUAAGACUAUUCCGUUGAUUCUGGAGGGUCGUGACGUGGUGGCAAUGGCAAAGACUGGUUCCGGUAAGACCGGCUGUUUCCUGAUUCCGUUGUUCGAAAAGCUGAAGCAACGGGAGAUUAAAUCCGGUGCCAGGGCGCUGGUGUUGACCCCGACUAGGGAGCUGGCUAUUCAGACGUUCAAGUUUAUCAAACAGCUGGGGAAGUUUACGGACCUGAAGACGAUUCUGGUGCUGGGAGGAGAUUCGAUGGAUUCGCAAUUUGCGGCCAUUCACACGCUGCCGGAUAUCAUUGUGGCCACGCCGGGUCGAUUCCUGCAUCUGUGCGUCGAGAUGGACCUGAAGCUGUCGUCGGUGCAGUACUGCGUGUUUGACGAAGCGGACAGACUUUUCGAGAUGGGCUUCGGGGAACAGCUGACGGAGACCCUGAGGAGAUUGCCCGAGGCCCGGCAGAUGGUUCUUUUCAGUGCGACGCUGCCCAAGUUGAUGGUGGACUUUGCCAAGGCGGGACUGAGCGAUCCGACGUUGAUCCGGUUGGAUGUGGAGUCGAAAAUUCCGGAAGCGCUGGAUUUGAAGUUUGUCUACUGCCGGCCGGAUGAGCGAUAUGCCACGCUGUUGAUCUUGCUUCGGGAGGUCAUUCCGAGGAGUGCCCAAACGGUUCUGUUCGCCGGGACGCAGCAUCACGUCGAGUUGAUUUCUUUGAUUCUAACACGAGCCGGAAUUCCAAAUACCUAUGUUUUCUCGAGUCUGGAUGCUUCGGCCCGAAAGAUAAACACCGCAAAGUUUACCAUGAAGAAGGUGAACGUUUUGGUGGUGACGGACAUUGCUGCCCGUGGUUUGGACAUUCCUUCCCUGGACUACGUGGUGAAUGUGCACUUCCCUGGCAAGCCGAAACUGUUCGUCCAUCGAGUCGGUCGUUGUGCCCGUGCUGGACGAAGUGGAACGGCCUACAAUAUCUUCUCCAACGACGAUAUCGCCCACAUGAUCGAUCUGCACAUGUUCCUCACCAGGCCAUUGGUGCUGAGUGACGCCCGCUGCAUUGGAGUUGCCCCGCCGGAUAUGGUCGAGGCGGAACAUCAACUGGUGCUGGAUUACGUGAAGCACAUCGAUCUGGCAACGGCGUUCCGCAUCAGUAACAAUGCCUAUAAGCAGUACAUUGUGACCCGGCCGGCAGCUUCCGCCAGUGCCAACAAGAAGGCCAAGCAAUUUAAGAUAGGAGAGCUGCAAGUGCUAGAGGAUUUCGGCAAGGUGAUGGAGAAGUUGAACGAAGAUAAGAAGGCCGACAAGCAGAAGAAGAAACAGAAGAAGAUAGAUGCUGCUCAGAAAAAGCAAUCAACUGUUAAUCCGGAUGAAUUCCGCAGUAGUUUCCUAGCUCAGAUGAAGAACUACCGGCCGCAGUCGACAAUUUUCGAACUGAACCCGAAGAACAACGCCAAGGAGGUGGUGGUGAUGGCCGAGAAGCGAAACAAGGACACCAUCAAAAUCGAGAAACACAAACAGAAACAGUUGGAACUGGAACUGGAGGAACAGAAAAAGGCAUCCGCCGAAAAUGUGCCAGACGAAGACGAAUAUCCGAAGAAAAAGAAACGCAAACCAGUUAAAGAUGAGGAAAACUUUAUCUCCUAUCAGUCCAAGGAUGCCGUCGAAGAGGACGGCUACGCUAUCAAUAGCUUUGCCAAGGAGGCCAAUUCGGCGGAACUUACGGUCAUUGGCGACACGGCCGCAGACCAACGGUCCCACCAGCGGCUGCAAAAGUGGGAUCGCAAGAAGAAGAAGAUGGUCAACGUGGUCAAUCCCAAGGCGGGUAAGAUUCGAACGGAGCAUGGCGUCUGGAUUGCGGCUUCGUACAAAACCGGCCGGUACGACAAGUGGAAGGAGCGCACCAAGGUUGAUGAGCAGAUGGCCCGCCAACGGCAGGACAGCGAUGGCAGCGACGGAGAGGAGGCCGUGUCCGUACAGAAGCACGACUAUCCGCAUACCCACUGGGGUCGACACAACGCCAAGCUGGAUCAGAAGAAGAUGCGCGAUUUGGGUCUGAAGUCCGCGGACCAGAUCGUGAAGGAGCGGAUACAGAAGGAGACCAAACAGGCCAAGGAGAGGGUGGCACGGCUGCGCAAUUUGGCUCGGAAGAAGAAAACGCUGGGAAAGAAGAUGGCGAAGUCGAAAGGCAAGUAGAACCAGGUAAAAAGUUAGAUUUGUAUAUUGAGCACUCAAUAAGAUGUCUUAAAAUUUUUGAUAAAUUUA
This is a messenger RNA of Aedes aegypti (yellow fever mosquito), 2595 nucleotides long. RefSeq names its product ATP-dependent RNA helicase DDX54. Gene Ontology annotation, cellular component: nucleus. Gene Ontology annotation, molecular function: ATP binding; RNA binding; RNA helicase activity. The record is from RefSeq and is a predicted model, not a curated record. Lineage: Eukaryota; Metazoa; Arthropoda; Insecta; Diptera; Culicidae.